CGACGGAGAGAGAGAGAGAGAGAGAGAGAGGGGAGGCGAAGCGGAUGACACGCACACACACACCCUCACUCUGUCUCACACACGGAGGAGAGGAGUCAGAGAGGAAGAGGAGUCAGAGAGGAGGAAGAGAAGAAGAAGAAGAAGAAGAGGGGGUAAGCGCAGAGAGAGUAAACCCGCGGAGAGAUGCCCGCUGGACGGAUGGAUUUUAUUUUCCCCGAGCUGCUCGAGCCUCUGUAAGACAACAUGGGCUGCAUAGGAUCCCGGACGAUCGCAGGCGACGCCGUGCCGGUGCAGAAAGAUGGGGAUCAGGUGUGAGUCGCUCCAUGAAGGACAAAGUUACCAAGCCCACUGCCAUGGCCCAGGGUAAAGUCGCCCACAUGAUCGAGUGGCAGAGCUGGGGCAAACCAUCCGCAGGGCCGAUGGGGGUGGCGGGGCACACCAACCUGCAGAGGGAAAAAGAGAGGAGGCUGGAGAACGAUGCUUACAGCGACCUCAGUGACGGAGAGAAGGAGGCCCGCUUUGCUGCAGGCAUCAUGCAGCAGUUUGCGAUCUCUGAGGCGACUCUGUUCGGCUGGAACUCGAUGGACGGGGACAGUAUGGGAGCCGGAUCCAACCAGGGCAGCGUGGCUCACCUCAGUGAGGUCAACCAGGAGAGCAUCACGAGCAGAGACCAGGUACUCCACCACUCCUCUGCGGAUGUCUGGCCUCACACCUACGUCUCACAGGGCCUGUACUGCCUGUCGUCCACAGACGCCUGGGACCCAAUCACCAGCCAACCCUCGGGCGUGGCCUCACCUGGUGGGGGCUCCUACAUUAUGGCAGCUGGUGGCAGCAGUGGAGCAGGGGGUACACCUGCUGAGGGGUACGAGGGGACAGUAGGCAGUUACCUUCAACAGCACCAGACUCAUCUCACCCUGCAGCAGCACAACCAACUCCAACAGCUGCAACAGCUGCAACAUCUCCACCAGUACCAGCAGCAGCAGCUCCUGCAGUACCAACAGCAGCCCAUGGAGCACAGGCCACACAGUGCCUCCCAUUCCCUCCAAGCCACUCCCAACAGCACCAUCCACAGUCUCGGUCCUCCCACCCACCCUCGGCUAGCUGACCUGUGGGGAGCUGCGCAGGUUGAGGCACACCAUGUGGACAUAGUCCAGCAGAUGAGCGGACAGAUGGCGGAAAUGGUCGGAGGAGUGGUAGAGACGGUCGGAGAGGAGCCGGAACUCGAAUCUGAAGUGAUCCCAGAGCAGCAUGAAGAGGAAGAGGAGCUGACGAAGGUAGAAGAGGUUACAUUAACCUUGGAGCCAGAGCCAUGCUCUUUGACCCCAUCCCCUCUGAGAGAGGACGCCUCCUCUACCAGAGGCUCCAGUCCAGGACUCCCAGCACAGACCACUGAAUCUGUGGCAGGGAGGAAACCGUUCGACGUCACGCCCUGCGUUGUCCAACUGUUGGAGGAGAAAGAGGAGGCAGAGAAGAGCUCUAUUGUUGUUGUUGCGACCAACUGAUUCACAGAGGACCAGACGAAACUGUCAAAAAACAGUGAAUAAAUACUUCAAUAAUCAAUCAAGCUAUUCUAUCCCCAACCCCAACACCCUCCCAACUAUUUACCCACCGGAAGUCAGAGGAAAUAUGGGAAGACUUUUUGAGACGUGGGAUGUAAUGUACACAAACUAAAUGCCAAGAAGGACGUAUGUGAUAUGGAACACGUAAUGUUUAACGCAGACAAGAGACUUCAACUGAGUGACUGCUGAAACAAACCGUAUGGAGAUUAGAUGGAUUCACAUAAAGUCUGGACCUAUCGGACCAAAGAACCAGGACUGAACAGAUAGAUGUGGGGUGAGGACAGAUAGGGCCUAUUUAAAUAUUCAGUGCAAUACAACAAACAUGGACUCAAUAAAACUUGGGUACAGUGUUUGCAAAUAAUUGUAAGUGGUUUGUUCAAGUUGCUCGAGCGCAGGAAGAAGCUUUGUUUCAUCUGAGCAGCCCUGCAGGACCUCGUAACAGAAACGUAUUCUAUUUGCUGAUUGGUGCAUUUAGCUUAGAUUGACAGCUGGUCUCAACCCAACAUGAGAUGUUCUGUAAAGACCACGCAGACCGAUCUGUUGCUCGGAUUGAUCGUGCCGAACCUACUUUGAGUCAUUUGCAAACACACGAUAUGGACACAACCAAAAGAAAGUGCAUGCUUUUUAACAGUGACCUAGCCCUUACAGUAUAACACAGUAUACAAAGUAAUAAUAUAUCAAAUUGCUUUUUAUAAAAACAAAAAAAAUCCAAUAAACUGAUGUGUAUUAGUAUGAAUGUAAGACUGUAUGUAUGUAUGAAUGUAUCUUUGUUUGUGUUAAAUAUAUAUAUUCUGGGAAAGUGA
Labrus mixtus (cuckoo wrasse) is the source of this 2362-nucleotide messenger RNA. RefSeq lists its product as uncharacterized. Lineage: Eukaryota; Metazoa; Chordata; Actinopteri; Labriformes; Labridae. The transcript is spliced from 9 exons. Bases 45 to 1502 code for a protein of 485 amino acids. The record is from RefSeq and is a predicted model, not a curated record.